Messenger RNA from Penicillium longicatenatum, 849 nucleotides. Its product is annotated as aldo/keto reductase family protein. Gene Ontology annotation, molecular function: oxidoreductase activity. The transcript has 6 exons. Lineage: Eukaryota; Fungi; Ascomycota; Eurotiomycetes; Eurotiales; Aspergillaceae. The coding region runs from base 1 to 849 and encodes 282 amino acids. The record is from RefSeq and is a predicted model, not a curated record.
AUGGCUGGUCUUUCACUUCAAUCAACCCGCAAAAUGGUGUCGGGAUAUGAGAUCCCCGUGGUCGGCUUCGGUGUUUACCAGACACCUUCCGAUGUUACCGAGAAGGUGACGCUCAAAGCUCUCGAGCUGGGAUACCGCCAUGUGGACAGCGCAAAAGUUUACGGCAAUGAGAAAGAAAGCGCUUCAGCCAUCCGCAAGUCAGGACUGGACCGAUCGCAGAUCUUCUACACAAGCAAGGUUCCAAGAACAUGCAUGGGCUAUGAGAAAGCAAAGCAGGCCAUCGAAGAAAGUGUCGCGGCUGCUGAUCUUGGCUACAUUGAUCUCAUGUUAAUCCACGCACCCUAUGGCGGUAAAGAAGCCCGCCUGGGUACUUGGCGCGCUCUGGUCGAAGCCCAGAAGGCUGGCAAGAUCAGAUCCCUGGGAGUCUCUAAUUUCGGCAUUCCACAGCUGGAGGAGCUUGAGGCAUACAUUCAGUCUGGUGGUGGCGGUCAAAUUUCUGUUGGCCAGUAUGAGAUUCACCCUUGGUGUCCUCGCGAUGAUGUCGCCGAAUGGUUGCAAAAGCGCAACGUGGUUGUUGAGGCGUACUCGCCUCUUGUGCAAGCUACGCGCAUGAAAGAAAAUGUUUUGCAGACCCUUGCCAAGAAGCACGGAAAGACUCCUGCUCAGAUUCUGGUUCGCUGGAGCCUGCAAAAGGGAUAUGUGCCUUUGCCGAAGUCAGUGACAGAUUCGCGUAUCCAAGAGAAUGCGCAGGUCUUUGAUUUUGAGCUUUCCCCAGAGGACAUGGCUAGUCUGAAAUUGAACUCGUAUGCGCCUGUGUGCUGGGACCCUGUCCGGGACUGCAAGAUUUAA